CUGCUCGGAGGUAUAUGCUGUCGGGCGCACGUUUACUUCUUCCUUUUCCUCCGUGGCCGCCAUCAAGAGAGGAGUGUGGUGCAGGCGUGCCGUGAGUAAACGAGAAAAUGGCGUGUGCCAGACCCCUAAUAUCGGUCUACUCCGAAAAGGGAGACUCCACAGGCAAAAAUGUACUGAUGCCUGCUGUCUUCAAAGCCCCAAUCAGGCCAGAUAUCGUGAACUUCGUUCACACCAACAUGAGGAAGAAUAGCCGCCAGCCUUACGCAGUCAGUGAACUGGCAGGUCACCAAACCAGUGCGGAGUCCUGGGGUACUGGCAGGGCUGUGGCUCGUAUUCCACGUGUUAGAGGUGGUGGUACGCACCGCUCUGGCCAGGGAGCCUUUGGAAACAUGUGUCGUGGUGGCCGCAUGUUUGCCCCCACCAAAACCUGGAGGCGCUGGCAUCGCAGGAUCAAUGUGAAGCAGAAACGCUAUGCUGUCUGCUCUGCCCUUGCAGCAUCAGCACUUCCAGCUCUUGUUAUGUCCAAAGGCCACCGCAUUGAGGAGACUCCAGAAGUUCCUCUUGUUGUGGAAGAUAAGGUUGAAGGAUACAAGAAGACCAAGGAAGCAGUGCAGCUGCUGAAAAAGCUAAAAGCCUGGAAUGAUAUUAAAAAGGUCUAUGCAUCACAACGUAUGCGUGCAGGUAAAGGUAAAAUGCGAAACAGGCGCCGGAUUCAACGAAGAGGACCCUGCAUAAUUUAUAACAAGGAUGCUGGAAUCACAAAGGCCUUCCGUAACAUACCAGGCAUCACUCUACUGAAUGUCAGUAAACUUAACCUGCUGAGACUGGCUCCUGGGGGUCAUGUGGGUCGUUUCUGUAUUUGGACAGAGAGUGCAUUCUCAAAGCUGGACGACCUGUAUGGCAAUUGGCGCAAACCUGCCUCUCUGAAGGCUGACUUCAACCUGCCAAUGCACAAGAUGACCAACACAGAUUUGAGCAGAAUCUUGAAAAGUCAAGAAAUCCAGAAGGCCCUGCGUGCACCCAACAAGAAGAUCCAUCGCAGAGUCCUUAAGAAGAAUCCUCUUAAGAAUCUGAGAGUGAUGUUGAAACUGAAUCCUUAUGCCAAAACAGCCAGACGUAAUGCUAUUCUUUUGCAUGAUCCAGCGCACAAAGCUUUGAUGCAGUCAAUGAAAAAGAAGAAGAAGAAGGUUACCAAGCCUAAGAAGGAAACCGAGGCAAAGGAGAAGGAAACUAAACCAGCAAAGGAGAAGGUGGCCAAACCUAAAAAGGAAAUUGAAGCAAAAUCAACCUAAAGUUCAUUUCGGAGCAGGCAAAAGUGAUUUAUAAAGUCAGCCACAUUAAUAAAUGUUUGUUCAUCUCUUA
This is a messenger RNA of Polypterus senegalus (gray bichir), 1362 nucleotides long. RefSeq names its product ribosomal protein L4 (gene rpl4). Bases 108 to 1292 code for a protein of 394 amino acids. Gene Ontology annotation, cellular component: cytosolic large ribosomal subunit; ribosome. Gene Ontology annotation, biological process: translation. The record is from RefSeq and is a predicted model, not a curated record. Gene Ontology annotation, molecular function: structural constituent of ribosome; RNA binding. The transcript is spliced from 10 exons. Lineage: Eukaryota; Metazoa; Chordata; Cladistia; Polypteriformes; Polypteridae.